Molecule: messenger RNA, 3398 nt
Organism: Culex quinquefasciatus (southern house mosquito)
Lineage: Eukaryota; Metazoa; Arthropoda; Insecta; Diptera; Culicidae
Gene: yps
Product: Y-box factor homolog
Exons: 1
Coding region: 315-1403 (362 amino acids)
Biological process (GO): regulation of gene expression
Cellular component (GO): nucleus
Molecular function (GO): nucleic acid binding
Source: RefSeq, a predicted model, not a curated record
AGUGACGGCCGCACACAGGGUGGUGAGCAACUUUAUUCUUGUGCCAAAGUCGUGUGUUUCGACAUGCGGUACCAGCAGCUGCCUUGGUGAAAAGAGAAAAAUGUGACUGUGCUUUCAGAUGGGAAAUUAAAAUCCGUAAAUUCACCGAAAAUACGAUCCAAAAUAGCAUGACUAUAACGUUAAUUUUAACAUCAUAACAUCCAGAACGCAACAUCAAAUAGUCAUUAUCAAGUGAAUCACCAACAUCUGAGUUUUUCCAAUUCGAAAAAAGUGUACUGCCGACUGUGUGGAAAACGAGGAAGAAUUAUAACAACAUGGCUGACCAACCAGCAGUAAGUGCGCCAGAACAGCAGCCGCAGCCGCCCCAACAGCAAGUCCAGCAGCAGCAGCAGGCACCACCGCCAGCCCAACAACAGCAACCGCAGCAGCAGCAGCAGCAACAACAGCAGGAGCCGGAAGCACAAUCUCCAGACAGUGGCAAACCAGUGGUCCCCCAGCAGCAGAAGGAGAUUAUCGCUACAAAGGUAACCGGUGUCGUUAAGUGGUUCAACGUCAAGAGCGGCUAUGGCUUCAUUAACCGGGGAGACACUCAGGAAGAUGUCUUCGUUCAUCAGUCAGCCAUUGCUCGCAACAACCCGAAAAAGGCCGUCCGUUCCGUUGGCGACGGAGAGGUGGUCGAGUUUGAUGUCGUCAUUGGCGAAAAGGGUAACGAAGCCGCCAACGUAACCGGUCCCCAGGGUGAACCAGUGAAGGGAAGUCCGUACGCCGCUGAGAAACGCCGCGGUUACCGCCAGUGGUGGCAGAAGCGCGGAGGUCAGCGUCGUGGUCCCCAGUCCAAGGAUGGCCAGGAUGACCACAUCCAGGAGGGUCCGAUCGAUGGACAGCAACAGCAGGCACCUCCGCCGCAGCAACAGCAACAACAGCCGCCGCAUAUUAAACAACAACAGCAGCAAGGUCCGCCACAACGCCGCUUCCGUCCCCGCGGACGUGGUGGAUACCAGACGUACUAUCGUCCACCACCCCGAGGAGGACCCCGUGGUCCCCCGAUGCAGGACAACGGACAGAUGGAUCAGAACCAAAUGGAUGACGGUCAAAAUGGACGAGGCCAGGUAGGACGUGGUGGUCCCAGACGAUUCUUCCGUCGCAACUACAGCAACGGAGGUGGACGCGGCAUGAGCCGAGGCCCGGGUGGCCCACCCCGUCGCGGAGGAUACCGUGGGGAUUACCAGCCUGACUACCAACAGAACGGACCGGAACAGCCACGUCGUAUGCCGAUGCGCGGUGGAGGCCGUCCUCGUUAUCCACGUCGUGGAACACGGGGCACGGGCAGACCAAGAAGCGAUGCUGGAGCAGGCGGCAACAAUAACGCCGUCCAGAACACGACCACUGAGAGCUCCGCAUAAACCAGCCCAACACACGAGAACGAGCAUCGCCAGGCAGGCAGAAGAGGAUAAUUAGCGCAGAAUGGUACCCAACAACAACAACAACUUAGAAGAACAUCACUAGCAAGUCCCGCACGCACACGAACAUCGAUUGGGAAACAACGACCGAUCACGUGUGUUUUGGAUCGUCUCUUUUGGAUGGAGUCUCUCGCAACGGAAACAAUACAACCUAUAGAAUAUAGUGAACAACAAGUAUAAAACCCAUACUAUUUUAAAUGUAACUAUUCAAUUGACAACCAAAUUGAAUAUUGGAUCGUGUUAUGAAGCGGGAAAAAAUGUUUAAAUUUUGAAUCGAAUCGGAAAAGCGAGAAAUAACGCCAUCAAAAGCAAGCAGCAGCUCGUUUGAAAGAGUAGUGCGGUGGAGCACAUCGGGUUAGGUCGAACUUUACUAUUUUCGAUGGCCGGGGUCAAGCGAGUUCCUCCUAGCAGUUCAACGUAUGACAAUUGGCCUCUCGGAACGUUGACGAACAACACCCACGAGGACAACAACUACAACCAACUCGGUGGACACUUCUUAUCCACACAAAACACAAUCACAACACAGAUCGUGUCGACCAUCGUACCGGAAGUGCCACCGAGUGACACCGGACACCCUGUGGUCUUUGUGGGGAUUUGUUGCCAACGGUUAGGCGUGCCAGAACCACCAUACACCAUAGCAGUUAGCAGUGCCGUUUCUCUCAGACCACGGUAGUUCAACGACUCAAACAUCCCCCGUACAAUAUUUCAUAUAAUACUGUAUUGUUUUUUUCGUAUCGUUUUCAAAAUUUUAAAACACGCGUUUUUGUUGCCUCGGAGUCGCUGCCGAGUGAUUGAUUAGGAAAAACAAUUUUUAAAUUACCGGAGUAAAAAAGUCAAAACGAAGCUAAAAAAUGUCAAACAACCAAUAUUCGGUUUGGUUCCAAAUAAGAGUUUGAUUUGCUAAUAAUUAAAGAGAUAAUAAAUACCGGAAGGAAGAAAAUUACACUACUAAAUGAUUACAAUACCCGUUGAAGAAAACAUAAAAAUCAAAUGAAACAGCAAAAGUAGAAGAAAAGUGUUAAAAUAAGAUACACAUAAUCUAGCAAGAAAGGGAAAAGAGAACAUGAUGGCCCAGACACAGACAGAGAAACAAAAUAUGAAUUUCGCGGGAAAAAAAGAUCAAAUCUUGCCUUCCCGCGCCCAGGCGCGGUCUCAAUUUUCUUUUCCUUUUCACGCUCUUAUAUCGUUCGUGUUACUUACUUUUUUUUCGUUUUUGUGUUUGCUUUAAACCCGAUAGUCACGAGCAAGAUAUUUUUAGUAUUCGGAACAGGCGCACUAAAACGCGCUCCGCCUUUUUUAUUUUAGGAUUUACUUUUUUUUUUUUUUGAAAACGGACACAUCAUUGCGUACACAUUUUACACCUGACAAUGCAGAGACGAAAACGUGAAGCAUUUUAUAUCGAUGUUUUUGAAGCGUAGAAAUAUCAUUUUAAUAAAUAUCUAACCCCUCUUUCAACCAAAAGUAAUAUUCACAACAAAACAGCAAAGAAAUGCUAAAAAUAAAAAAUAACAUUUGAACUGCAUGAAAUGAAUUACGGAGGAGAGAAAAAAACGAUUGGAGGAAUGAAGGAAGAUACUGCAAAAAAAAGUUAUAUGCAACCAAGCUAUAAUCAGUAAGGAAUGAAUAAAAUAAAACUACUUAAAUAAGGAAGAAAAUUGUACUAGUAAUAAAGAUAAAAUCACGUUUGUUUGCUCCAAGAAGAAAACUAAAUACCAAGUAAGCAAAGAAGAAGUACAUUUGAGGUGAAAACGCCGAGAGCUCCUACCAACAAACAAACACAAACAAACAAAAUCUAAAGUCGAUCUACAAAGAGACGUACCAUGUCUGUCGCGGUGAAAAGCGAAGAGAACAUUUAAUGAACAGAUCAGAAAAUGCAUAACAUACUGUAAUUGAUUUAUGGAAACAAAGAAAAAAAAUGGAUUAAAUCUACCAAAAAAA